Zonotrichia albicollis (white-throated sparrow) is the source of this 2154-nucleotide messenger RNA. RefSeq names its product ecotropic viral integration site 2A (gene EVI2A). Gene Ontology annotation, cellular component: membrane. The record is from RefSeq and is a predicted model, not a curated record. NCBI's taxonomy places the organism in Eukaryota, Metazoa, Chordata, Aves, Passeriformes, Passerellidae.
UAAAGCAGAAGUGAUGACCGGGGUAACGUGGGCAGCUUCAGAGAGAAGGAACUCCCCGAGUCUGCCCUGACAUCACGGAGCCCCCAGCAGGAAACACUUCUCUUUUUCUCUCCAUGUUCUUUUUUGAUCUUUGUAAGUUUUCUGUAACCUCAAACUGUCAGAAGUUUGAGACAAUCUAUUCUUUCACAAUCUGGGCACCUGAACUUGCCCUCCUACAUCCCCCAAAAUGAGGCCAUGUAUUUUUCACCAAGAAUCCUGCUAUCCCCUGAGAAGUCCAAUCCAAAUCUCUAAGAAGCAGCACCUGCUAAACUAGCACCCCAAUUUGUAUUUUUGCAGGGGACUCAACAGGAAGAUGCAGACAACGAGAGGCAGUAACCCAGGCCUGGCCUUUCCUGUCAUGAUCAUCUUCUCCCUGUGGCUGCAAACGAGUGCAAACCACACAGGCUACCCUCACCUCCGAGAAGAAACCUGGAGUCCCACCAGCCAAAACCUCAGUGAGAGUCAGAACAGGACAGAAGCAAGCACAAAUUCUCCUCUGAGCCUCAAUUUCAGCAGCCAAACAACUCCUUCUGAAAUGCAAAGUACCCUGCCAUCCUCGUCCUCCACAAUGGCCCAAAAUCCAACACCUUCCCGAGCCAAAACACGAAGUACCCUGCCCUCCUUCUCCUCCACAAUGACUCAAAAUUUGAUUUCCCCUGCCCCAAGUGCAGUUUCCACCACAGGAGGAUCAGAGAAAAGCAGCAAACCCAAGAGCCCAAUGACCAAAGAAACCUGUGAAGACAACAAGUCUCUCAUACUGAUUUGCUUCAUUAUCAUUGCAGUUCUUGUGUUCAUCUGCAUCUCCCUGUUUCUGUCCACAGUCAUAGCAGCCAACAAAAUCUCCUAUCUCAAAAGAGCCCAGCAGGGCAAACGCAGGCCCAGGAGCAAUGGGGACCUCCUGGCCACCAACAGCCUGUGGCCCACAGCAGCAGGAACGUGGCAGAGGAUGCCCAAGGAGACAAGUGGAACUGAGCUGAUAAUGCAGGAGCUGGUAUCAGGGAGGGAUGCUGUGAACCAAAGGAAAACUGAAGAUGAAACUACUGAGAAACUCACCAAAGCAGCAGAUAAUGAACAAGAAAGCAAAGAACCAUCUCAGUCACACAAGCCCAUCUUAACCAAUUUUGUAGUUGAGAUUUAAUUCACACUCAGGUAAAAAUCCAUCUUUUGCCUUUGUUACACCAUUAAUGUAAGGCAAAAUCUUGUAUUUCAAGUAACAGCAAAAAAUCUGGAAAGCUAAAUCCAGAUUUUAGAGGUUUUCCAUUUAUGCCAGUGGGAAUGCUGCAGCCAUGUGUGGAUCCAGAAGGCAGUAACACUGUGUUAAAUAGCUUUCUGUAAGUAGUGUCAGGACUGGUUUUACUCCUUUGACCAGAAGUCGGGGUGACAGGAGCUGAACAGGAUAAACCUAAAGGACAGAAUCUGCCCAUGCUCCAAGAGCACAGAGGGGAACAAGGAACAGACUGUCAGUCUGAUCAACACUCUGAACACUAAGAUGCUGCACAGGCAUAACCGAGUUGCUUUUCAAAGGAAACCAUACAUUAGUCACAACUCUGAUUCAACCACUAACCCAGGAUCUAGUCCCUCUCAAAAUGCCCUUUUGGAUUUUCCAUCAAGAACUUCUUAAACCAGCUUAGUUACUUUUGAAGCAGACUGAUUGGAACCGUAAUUAUUGUGUUUCCACACUGACUAUGAAUAAAUAAAGUUUGUAGUAUUUGCUAGAAUAUGAGAACUUGUUCAAUUUGUUAUCUUCAAUAAACUUGUAGUAUGAGUUUUUUAAUUGCUUGCAUGAUACUAUUUCUCUAAGUCAGAUGUUAGAAAAAACUAUGACCAGGCAUCUUGGAGUGUUUUAUUGCUGUAACAUUGGCUGGCUCAGGAAAGGUCUCUGAUGACUCGCUGUGAUUUCCUGCAUCAUGGAAACACACUCCACUUUCUCCUGACACCAAACAGAGCAUGUCAGGAAUUCCUUUCAACCACAACAACUUUUAGUUUCUUUAUUCUCAGAGAGCUGACCUUGCCACAGUGCCAGGGAGGUGCCUGUGCCUGCUGUCCUGCAGCAGAGCUUUGCUCUUUUAAGGAAACGUGAGAAGCUUUCCACAGGCUGCCCCUCGGGCUGAAGAA